CGGUUGUUCCGCUUCCCCUCCGGUCCGGGCCGUCGCCAUUGCCGAAGGCUCCCUGCCCUCCCCUCCCGGCGCCCGCGGGGCUCGGCUGCCGCUCGGCCUAGCGGUAGCAGCCGCUGCGCUACAGCGCGGCUCCUUUUCUCGUUCCGCUUCCCCUUCCGUCUCCUUCCCGCCCCGCGCCGCGCGCCUGCCUCGGGCGACUCCGAAGCCCCCCGGGAGCUUGGACGGAGGCGCCUCGCUGGGGCGGGGACCUUUCCUCGCCUGGGGCCAUAUCAUAAUUCUGAAUCAUGUCUGAUAACGGAGAACUGGAAGACAAGCCUCCGGCGCCUCCUGUGAGAAUGAGCAGUACCAUUUUUAGCACUGGAGGCAAAGACCUUUUGUCAGCUAAUCAUAGUUUGAAACCUUUGCCCUCUGUUCCAGAGGAAAAAAAGCCCAGGAGUAAAAUCAUCUCUAUAUUCUCAAGCACAGAAAAAGGAAGUAAGAAGAAAGAGAAGGAACGACCAGAAAUUUCUCCCCCAUCUGACUUUGAGCAUACCAUCCAUGUUGGCUUUGAUGCUGUUACUGGAGAAUUCACUGGCAUGCCGGAACAAUGGGCGCGAUUAUUACAGACCUCCAAUAUCACCAAACUAGAGCAAAAGAAGAACCCUCAGGCUGUGCUGGAUGUCUUAAAGUUCUAUGACUCCAACACAGUGAAGCAGAAAUAUCUGAGCUUUACUCCUCCAGAGAAAGAUGGUUUCCCUUCUGGAACACCACCACUGAAUACCAAGGGAUCAGAAACAUCAGCAGUAGUAACAGAGGAAGAUGAUGAUGAUGAAGAGGCUGCUCCCCCUGUUAUUGCCCCACGACCGGAUCAUACAAAAUCAAUUUACACACGGUCUGUAAUUGACCCUAUUCCUGCCCCAGUUGGUGAUUCUAAUGUUGAUGGUGGUGCCAAGUCUUCUGACAAACAGAAAAAGAAGACCAAAAUGACAGAUGAAGAGAUUAUGGAGAAAUUAAGAACUAUUGUGAGCAUAGGUGACCCUAAGAAAAAAUACACAAGAUAUGAAAAAAUUGGGCAAGGGGCUUCUGGAACAGUUUUUACUGCUACUGAUGUGGCUUUGGGACAGGAGGUUGCUAUCAAACAGAUUAAUUUACAGAAACAGCCAAAGAAGGAAUUGAUCAUUAAUGAGAUUCUGGUGAUGAAAGAAUUAAAGAAUCCCAACAUAGUUAACUUCUUGGACAGUUACCUGGUGGGAGAUGAAUUGUUUGUAGUAAUGGAGUACCUUGCUGGGGGAUCACUUACUGAUGUUGUAACAGAAACCUGCAUGGAUGAAGCACAGAUUGCUGCUGUAUGCAGAGAGUGUUUACAGGCAUUGGAGUUUUUACAUGCUAAUCAAGUGAUCCACAGAGAUAUCAAAAGUGACAAUGUGCUUUUGGGGAUGGAAGGAUCUGUUAAACUUACUGAUUUUGGUUUCUGUGCCCAGAUCACCCCUGAACAGAGUAAACGAAGUACCAUGGUUGGCACACCAUACUGGAUGGCACCAGAGGUGGUUACACGGAAAGCUUAUGGCCCUAAAGUGGACAUAUGGUCUCUGGGUAUCAUGGCUAUUGAGAUGGUAGAAGGAGAGCCCCCAUACCUCAAUGAAAAUCCUUUGAGGGCCUUAUACCUGAUAGCAACUAAUGGAACCCCAGAACUUCAGAACCCAGAGAAACUUUCCCCAAUAUUUCGGGAUUUCUUAAAUCGAUGUUUGGAGAUGGAUGUGGAGAAAAGGGGUUCAGCCAAAGAAUUGUUACAGCAUCCCUUCCUGAAACUGGCCAAACCGUUAUCCAGCUUGACACCACUGAUUAUGGCAGCUAAAGAAGCAAUGAAGAGUAACCGUUAACAUCAUUGCCGUGGCCUCAUAUUCUUUUUUCCAUUUUCUAAAAGAAGUCUUUUAAUAUAUGAAAAUUAUUAUUCUUUCGGGGUUUAAGGAAAUGGUCUGCGUAACAUGGAGGAAAAAACAAACAAACUACUACUUCCUGAAGACAACCAAGAGAAAAUUGCAAAACAACAUGACAACUUUGUGUUGAAUCCCUUCUUUAGGGUCCAAAAGGAAUUGUGGACUGAAUCACUAGCCUUACUUCUUUCAGCAGACAGCCCAUCAGGGCCAUUUAUAAUGCUUGAGAUUUGCAUUUUAUUUUGCUGACUUCAUUGUAAUAGAUCCCAUUCAUUGCCCCUCUUGGGGUAUUUUCAAUACUUGAAUGGCAGAUUCGAGUUUUUCAGAGUAUAUAUUUCAUCUGCUAGUCUUCUUCCUCUUCUUUGUAGCUUUCUUUUUCCUCGACUUGCUCCUUUUGAGUUGUUUUCCUUAGGCCUAAAUUAGAGUCAAGUUUGAUAGAAAUUAUGUAGCUCCUUAUAUUGGUAAAGGAACUUGAUAUGGUUUAACUUUGUAUAGAAGUUAGGACCAGCUAUUGUUACAUGUAAUAUUUUGGUUCAGAAUUUGAACUGGGGGAAGGGAAGAAAAAUAUGUGAUUUUUACCUUUUUUAACAAAUGUGAAAGUUGAUUUUAGAAAUUUCAUGAUAGUGAGGUGUUUGGCAUUUGUUACAUGUAUAGAGAGACUAAUAAUCUAUAUUUAUAACUAAAUCAUUGAGACAAAAAGAGAAUCCCAUUGACUACAUCCUUACAAUUUUAUUUUCCCUUCUGACCGUUUCCUCUUCACAUUUGGCUUCAGGAACCAAAGUGAUUUGCUCUUGUUCCAACUUGGGCUUUUAUGACUUCGAUUGAUGCCGCUACUUUCCCCUUCUCUCUUUCCCUUCAUUUUGGAAAUAAGUUUCUGUAUAUGUUGUAAUUUUAGUUUGUUUGUUUUUUAAUUAACCCUCUCUCACCCUGCUCCCCACCCCAUGGUAAAUAAUAUAAUAACCAUUGAAUCAGAAUUUAAAAGGUAACUCUUUUUCCAUUUAAAGGAGAAAAAUAUUUGGAGCUAGUAGAGACAAUGUGAGAGUCUUGAACCUUGGUGAGCUCUAAAAUAAUUAGAUGAGAUUAUAUUCAUGAAAGACAAAUGUCAGUUACAUAGAGAUGCAGCUGCUGACCAGGAAACUGUAGAGAUUUGUUAUAAACAUUGUUCCCAACCCCUUACCAAGGUUUUACUAUCCGAGAACUUAAAUGACAGAGUAUUUCUUCAUAAAUUCAUGGAUCAUUUGAGAUGUUGAGCUACUAUUGAUUUUUUUCAAAUAAGUAAAUAAUAUUCAUGUAAAAAACUGGAGAAAGGAAGAAAAAUGAAAUGUGCUUGUUGAUAGCAAUACUUUAUUUUAAAGAUUUUUAAAAGGUCUGUGACCUGUAGCAUUAAUUAUUAAACUGCCCUCUCUUCUCUCCUCCCCUCCUCUUCUUCCUCUCCUCUUUCUCCUUAUUUUUUGAUUGUUUUACAUUUGGAUGUAGUGUCGCCCCUUCUGGCAUGCCAAGAGCCACAUAAAAGAGAAAAAUCAGUGGUUUGGUUUUGGAACAGAAUGUUCCCACCAUUCUCUGCUAAUUAACUUCAUACCUACUUGCCAUCCUGCAAUAGUACAAAUAAUGAAUAAAAGCAGUUUUGAUGAUUUGGAGUACAUUUGGGGGAACUAAUAUAGUUUUAUGUCCUGUCAUUCCCAUUAUCUGUGUUAAGAUGGAUAGAAAUGCCUGGGGUUUUUGGGGUUUUUUUUUUUUUUUUAUAAUGCAGGAAGGUUUCACAAAAACGAGUAAAAUAAUGAAACUUUUAUUUAGAGCACUUAAUGGUCUGUUUUCAAUUUGGUUCUUGAUUUUAUGUUUCUCUGGAUUAUAUUGGCCCCCUCUAGCUAUUACUAAAUUACUUUAUAGAAGCAAGCUGGUUUAUUUCUGAUGGAAAGCUACAUUGCCUCUUGGGUUCCAGAUUUGAACAUUCUUUGUAAAUAGUUGGAUGGAUUGUGAUAAAGAAGAUGCUACCGAUGAAAUAGAAAACCAACUAGAUGAUAAGACUGUGAUCAUCAUGACCACUCUAGAAGGCACUUCCAUGUGUAAGUCAUAAAGACCAUAUUCAUUGAAUACAGUGCCAAUGCCCCAUUUUUUUAUUCCUGUGACUCAACGAAGGUCUUUUCAGUUUAUAGAAGCAGUUUGGGAUUUGUAUUUUACAACUUUUGAUGGUUACCUGCAUGUCCAUUGCUGGCAACGGACUUUGUCAUUAAAAUCUGACUCCUAGGUUAAGGGAGCUACACUGUGGUUUAUUCUUUACUUACUUGGAUAAACUAACUUGUAAUAGAAAUAUACUUUGGUUAAUUCUGAAAUGUGUCAUUUUUAAACAAAAUAAUCUUAAAAGCAAUAUGGAAUUGUGAUUUAUUAGUUAAUUUUAAAUUAAAAUGUUUAGAUUUUGUUGAAAGAAAAAUUAUAUCUGAAUCAAGAUUCAUGUUUUUUUGAUAACUGCCUUUUGUAUUCACCCUCUUGUCAUCACUUUAGAAUGAAAAUUUCCAUUUAAAUCUAAAAAUUACCUUGGUAGUCUUCUUGUAUUAUUAGGACAUUAUUACUAUAGUACUUAUUUAUUUUAUUUCAGACUCUGGCGGUCUUAAAGUUCCCUUCUCCUCUUGUUCCUUUUGCUGCUUUUAGGAACAGUUAAAACUGGGAAACCAUGGAAAUACUGAGUAGUUUAUCCUACCUAGGAUAGUAAACAAGUAGAGUGAUUGUGAUAGCAAUAGAAACCAAGGCUAACACAACUCUCUUCAUGUGUUGAGUGCCUGGCACAUAGUAUACAUUCUCUUCCCUUUCACGUAUAAAUAUUAAGCUGCUUAAAAUGUAUCUAGUUACCACCAGUCCUAAAUGAACCUGUGCCUUUAAUAAGCAAUUUAAAACUACCUAUGACUUUCUUUUAGGGCUCACAUAAAUACAUGUUUGUUUAAAUAUACUGUUCCCUAGCCAGAAUAAUUCUAGAUCUGAUCAGGCAGUAGCUAUAGUUAGAAGAAAAUCGAUGCCUAAAGAAUUUGCACCAGUUUUUUAAUCUAAAAGUUUUAAAAUAAACAUAUCCAUAUCCAGUGAUGUCAAAAAAAUCAUUGUGGAAUAUAGCUAAAAUCCAGAUUUUUUUAUAGUGGAAUUUCAUAGUAUAAAACAGAUUGUCGUCCUUGUCUCCAUUGCUCCUACAAUAGAUAUUUAAACAUUUAAAAUCAGUUUUUCCCACAGUGCGUGUGUAUGCAUGUGUAAAAAAGGAAAAACACACACUUUUUUUUCUCACUCUACACAUUUAUUGACUACUUUGGCAAAGACACUGUGGUAGAUAUUGUAGGAAUUUUAUAAAGGAGAAUCAAACACUGGCCUGGCCUUGAGAGAACUGAAGUGUUUUUCCUUCAUCAUUCUAGAAUAUUGCCAAAUGAGAGGGAGAAAGGAAUGUAUGAUAAUUCUGUCAAACAAAUUUUCAUUCUGUAUUAAGCAAAACAGAAUUAUAGUUGGAAUUAAACAUCACCUUUGGUAAGAA
Hipposideros armiger (great roundleaf bat) is the source of this 5418-nucleotide messenger RNA. It is a transcript of the gene PAK2, whose product is annotated as p21 (RAC1) activated kinase 2. The coding region runs from base 285 to 1859 and encodes 524 amino acids. The transcript has 15 exons. The record is from RefSeq and is a predicted model, not a curated record. Gene Ontology annotation, molecular function: ATP binding; protein serine/threonine kinase activity. NCBI's taxonomy places the organism in Eukaryota, Metazoa, Chordata, Mammalia, Chiroptera, Hipposideridae. Gene Ontology annotation, biological process: protein phosphorylation.